AUGGGACCAGCUGCUGUAAUGACACCCAAGUCAGUCACGUCAAUGUUAGUCACCUCUGAGUCGACACUUGAACAGUCCCUGUCAAAAUUCUGGGAGUUGGAGGAGCCACCCCAUAUACACAAUUUGAGCCCAGAUGAAAUCCACGCAGAAAGAAUAUUCACAUGCUCGGUGAAACGUCUGGCCUCUGGUCGAUUUAGCAUUGCACUACCAUUGAAACAUCCUCGCCCAAUCCUCGGAGAUUCUCGGAGCAUGGCUCAAACGCGAUUUCGGUACUUGGAACGCCGAUUGUCGCAAAAUGAAGAGCUUUCCCAACAAUAUAAGGAGUUCAUGAGAGACAACCUUGUGAGUCAACAUAUGGAGGUAGUCCCGACGAAUCAAAUAAUGACUCCAUAUUGCUACUACAUCCCACACCACUGCAUCAUGCGUCCCGAGAGUAAGACAACUAAACUCCGAGUCGUCUUUGAUGUAUCUGCUGUGACCACCACGGGACAAUCACUCAAUACCAACUUGUACACAGGUCGCAAGCUUCAACAGGACUUACCACGUAUUCUGAUCCGUGCCCGAGUACACCAGGUUCUGUUUACAGCUGACAUCAAGCAAAUGUAUAGACAAAUUGAAAUUCAUUCUGAAGACCGUGAUUAUUUACGGAUUCUUUGGCGAUUUGAACCUGAUGAACCAAUAACAGAAUACCGUCUCUGUACAGUAACAUAUGGUACCUCUUCUGCUCCACAUCAAGCAUUGCGAACCUUACAACACCUAGCGAAGAUCGAGGCGACAACAUUCCCCAUCGCUGCUCAGAUCCUCAUGCAAGACACAUUUGUGGAUGAUAUACUCACGGGGGCCGAUUCUCCAGAAGCAGUUUUAGUGCAACAAUCACAAUUAAUUGCUCUAUGCAAACAAGGCCAAUUUCAACUUUGGAAAUGGGCCAGCAACUCUCCCGUGAUCCUUCAGGCUGUAUCGGACAAUGAGCGCUCCAUGUCGACUGAUGUACUAUUCGACGAUGAGCUGGAGGCUGGGCUGAAAAUCCUCGGGAUGCAAUGGAAUCCAAAACAAGAUAAUUUCUCUUACAGCUUUCAGUGUAGCACCCGAGUCUUCUGCCGAGGACACAUCGAUUUACUCACUUGCUAA
Metopolophium dirhodum (rose-grain aphid) is the source of this 1128-nucleotide messenger RNA. RefSeq lists its product as uncharacterized. NCBI's taxonomy places the organism in Eukaryota, Metazoa, Arthropoda, Insecta, Hemiptera, Aphididae. The transcript has a single exon. The coding region runs from base 1 to 1128 and encodes 375 amino acids. The record is from RefSeq and is a predicted model, not a curated record.